This is a messenger RNA of Choloepus didactylus (southern two-toed sloth), 3488 nucleotides long. RefSeq names its product serine/arginine repetitive matrix 3 (gene SRRM3). The record is from RefSeq and is a predicted model, not a curated record. Bases 146 to 2473 code for a protein of 775 amino acids. NCBI's taxonomy places the organism in Eukaryota, Metazoa, Chordata, Mammalia, Pilosa, Megalonychidae. Gene Ontology annotation, molecular function: mRNA binding. The transcript is spliced from 16 exons.
GCGCCCGCAGAGCUGCCCGGCCGAGCCGAGCCGAGGAGGCGGCCCGGACAGUCGGGGCCGAAGGGCCCGGCUCCAGCGCCCGGCGGAGCGCGGCGGCCAGAGGGGAGGGCCGGCGGCCGAGGCAGCGGCUCCGGAGCCAGCCGCCAUGUCCUCCACGGUGAACAACGGGGCGGCCGGCAUGCCGUCCCCGCCCGACGCCGCCAACGGCUUCCCGCAGCCGGGCGCCUCCUCGGGGACCUGGCCGCGGACGGACGAGGAGAUGCGCGCCGCGGAGCCGGCGCUGGCGAAGCGCGCGCACCGCGAGAUCCUGGACCACGAGCGCAAGCGGCGCGUGGAGCUCAAGUGCAUGGAGCUGCAGGAGAUGAUGGAGGAGCAGGGGUACUCGGAGGAGGACAUUCGGCAGAAGGUUGGGACUUUCCGGCAGAUGCUGAUGGAGAAGGAGGGAGUCAUCACCAGGGAGGAUCGACCUGGAGGCCACAUCGUGGCGGAGACCCCGCGGCUGACCGAGGGCGCCGAGCCGGGCCUCGAGUACGCGCCCUUCGACGACGACGACGGCCCGGUGGACUGCGACUGCCCGGCCGCCUGCUACCGCGGGCACCGGGGGUACAGGACCAAGCACUGGUCCAGCAGCUCGGCGUCGCCCCCUCCCAAGAAGAAAAAGAAAAAGAAAGGCGGCCACCGCAGGAGCCGCAAAAAGAGGAGACUGGACUCCGAGUGCAGCUGCGGGAGCUCCUCACCCCAGCGCAAGAAGAAGAAGAGUGUGAAGAAGCACCGCCGAGACAGGUCGGAUUCUGGGUCCCGGAGGAAGAGACGGCACAGAUCUCGAAGCCCCAAGAGCAAAAGAAAAGAGAAGAACAAAGAGAGGAAGAGGCCGCACGCUGAGUCCCCCAGCCGGAGGUCCCAUCGCCACAGCAGUGGCAGCUCCCAUAGCCCCUCGCUCUGUUCCCACUGCAGUGAUUCCAGAUCACCCAGCAGGCUGAGCCCCAAGCACCGAGACGAUGGGCGGAAGACGGGCAGCCAGCGGUCCAGCGGGAGCCGGUCGCCUUCCCCGUCCGGCGGCAGCGCAUGGGGGUCGCCCCAACAGAACGGCGGCAGCCGGCAGCGGAGCGGAGCGCACGGGGGCCGCCCGGGCUCGGCGCACAGCCCGCCCGAUAAGCCCAGCUCGCCCUCGCCCAGGGCCCGGGACAAGCCGGAGGCCGCCGCACCCACGCCGCCCGCGCGGGGCAAGGAGAGCCCCGGCCCGCGCUCGGCGCCGUCGUCCCAGGGCCGGGGAGGCCGCGCCGCGGGCGGGCCGGCCAAGCGGCGGCGGCGGCGGCGACGGCGGCGGCGCUCGCGGUCAUCGGCGUCCGCGCCCCGCCGUAGGGGCCGCCGGCGCGCCCGGCCCGCGCCGCCCCGGGGCUCGUCGCGCUCGCUCAGCAGGGCCCGCUCCAGCAGCGACUCGGGCGGCGGCGCCCCGGGCCCCGGGCCCGAGCCCGGCACCGAGCGAGGCCACGGCGGCCACGGCAAACGGGCGAAGGAGCGGCCUCCACGCGCCCGGCCCGCCAGCACCUCCCCGUCCCCGGGGCCGCACGGCCGGCACGGCGGCCCGGAAGGGAAGAGCUCGUCGCGCAGCCCCGGCGCCCACCCGCGGUCGUGGAGCUCCAGCCGCUCGCCCUCCAAAUCCCGCUCGCGCUCCCCGGAGAAGAGGGCCCGCAGCCCCAGCCGCUCGCCGUCGCCCAAGAAAGCCCUCGGCCGGGACAAGGACAGCGAGGGCCGCGCGAGGCACGCCGAGGCCGACGCUUCCCGAGCCCGGCGCCGCUCCCGCAGCUACUCGCCCAUCCGCAAGCGGCGCCGGGACUCCCCCAGCUUCAUGGAGCCGCGGCGUAUCACCAGCUCAAGGUCCAGCCUGCUGAGUGGCCUGUGGCCAGCCUGGGGGCCAGGUGGACCCCUCUCCCCAGGUUGCCAGGGAGAUGCCCAUCGCCCGCAAGCGCCCAAUCCCCUACUACCGGCCCAGCCCCUCCUCCUCCUCCAGCUGCUUAAGCAGCGACUACUCAAGCCGCAGCCCCAGCCGCAGCCCCAGCCCCAGCCCCAGCCACGGAAGCUACAGCAGCCGCAGUCGUGGGACCCGCAGCCGCACACGCAGCCCCUCCCGGACCCCCAGUCCCAGCUACCACAGCCGGAGCAGCUCCGAGAGUGGGGGCUUCUGAGCCCAGACAGACCCAACUUGGUGCCCCCGGCCCAGGAAGAGGCAAGAGGCCAGGCCCCUGGACCUUGGGAGGGGGCUGCACCCCCACUGCUACAAAGAGCAUCCUGGGCCAGCACACGGGCAGGUGGCACCAGGCAAGACCUUGAAGGUGGGUGCCCAACACACACGGAGGAGUUGGAUUCUGCUGCUUCGAGAGGGUGUCCACCCCCACCUCCUGCCCACCCACUGCGACCAGGGAACAAAGAGCCGUUGCAAACACAGGGAUCACCCUGCCCCCUUCCUGCUUGAUGCUACUCACCAGGCUGGGGACCACCACCUGUCAGAGCUGGGGUCCCAGCUCUGCUGUGUCACUUCACCUCAGCUCAGUGUGCCCAGGGACACCCCUGGAGGUGUCAGACCUGGGAGCCUCCCCUCCCCACUCUCCAGGGCCUCACUCCUCUACAUCACUGGGCAGACAAAGAGGUGGUACAGCAAGCAAGAUCUAAGUUAGACAGAGGGAAGAAUGGCCUGACAUUUGGUGCAUCACCACCCAGGCUGGGGAGCUGUUUCCUUCUGAGAUGGCUGCAGGAGGACCCUGCCAGGCGGAGGGCUGGGGGCAGACCCCCAUAGCCUCCCCAAAGCCCUCCCCUGGCCAAGGAGUUCCCAGACUAGGUGCACCCCUAAGUUCCAGCCUGAGGGGCCAGGGAGCCCUCACCAUCUGCCCUGGGCCAAGGCCACACCAGCCAGACCUUCUAUGAGACUAGGGGUGGGGAUACAGAACCCCAGCUGCAUCUGACCCUGAGGCCAAAAGGGGUUCAGGUCAGGAGGCGGAAGAAGGGAGGGAUGGACGGAGGAGGAGCCUGGGAGUGAGGAUUGUGGGAGGGGAGGGAGACAGGCAGCACUGCCGGCUCCUGCUGGAGAGGAGGGCAGCAUGGGCCAGAUGGCCACUGAGUCACUGGCAGGGAAAAGGUGUGCUGGGGGUCUGCCCCGGAGCAUCUCCUCUUCAGGGUCCAGGGGGGAGGUGGUCAGCCAAGGCUCCCCAGGGAAGAGGUGAAGGAAGGGUAGGAUCUGGACUGAGGGCCUCUGCCUGGGGUGCCAAUGGGGAAGCAGUGCCCCAGUCCUCUGCUGCUGCUCCCUGCCCCCUCCUCCUGGGGCCCUCAGGGAUCUCACAAAGUCUUCCUCAGCCCAACAGGGCAGAUGCCCUGGGCUCUGGCGGGAGAGGGGUCUGGGUCUGGGCUGGGUUCCCCCGCUCUCUGGUUCCCCUCCCCUCUUUCUCCGCGGUGCGGAUAAAAAUUGGACUCUAAUAAAACACUUGGUGCCCGGA